GGCCGCUACCAUUUCCCGUGAUUCCAGGCCCGGCAGGCAGCUCGCCGGGACGCGCUAUGGGAGCCGGGCGCUGCUUCUUCCUCCUCCUCCUGCUGCUGCUGGGGGUUGAAUCAUCAGCAAUAUCUGAGAGUAGAGCAGAACCAAGCAGCCACAGCUGUGGUGAUGGAGAAUAUCUGCAUCAAGGCUACUGCUGUAAAUACUGUCCUGCUGGCACUUAUGUUAGUAAACACUGCAAGGUUCCACAUACUGAAGGAAUUUGUUACCCUUGCACAGAUGGAGAGGAUUAUACUGCUUAUGCAAAUGGCCUAGACGAAUGCAUACGAUGUAAACUGUGCAAAGAAGAUCAAGUAACAGUGAGCACCUGCACUUCGAUGAGCAAUACUGAAUGUCAGUGCAAGCCAGGCUAUUUCUGUCCUACUCUAGGCUGUGAGAUGUGUUACAGAUGCAAGUCAAAGUGCCCAGAAGGGAAAGAAAUUGUACAAAAAUGCAAUGCUACAGCUGACCUGGAGUGUGGCCAUCCUCUCAUAGGGACUGCAACUACUGCAGGUUGGAUUGCUGGGGUCAUCGUUGUGUUCAUUGCUUUUGUGGCUGGGUGCCUUUUAUUUAAGAAAAGGAUAUCAUAUAAUAAAACAAAUAAAGAAAAUAAAGAUGCAGAAAAAGAUGUGGAGUCUGAGGAUAGCACUGAAAUUUUCUUUGCACCUGAAAUGGAGAAUGCUAACACUAGUGCACCCAUUUUAGAGAUCCAAAACUCUGUUCAGAGUCCACUAGUUUUAGCAGUUAAUAGUCCUGAUUCUGCACUGAGAAAUGAAUUGCCUGAGGAUACCAGUGUUGUAUUUUCUGAGAGAAGUGGCCUACUACUAAAUGGUGAAAACAACUCAUGGGAAGAGUCUUACCACAGGGCUGCAGGAUAUUCAGCACCAGUAAAGCCUCCAGACAAGCCCAAUUUUGUCUCUUACCCUGGACAGUCAAAUGGUGGGAUGUCCGUAUCUCAGAUGGUCAGGGAUUCUGAAGCCAGGCCUCAUAUAAUAGUGAAAGAGCUUUCUCAAGAAGCAUUAAUUGAAAGUUUUUAUUAUUUUAUAAAAGAAGUGCCACCACGCGACUGGAACACGUUUAUGAGAACUCAUCUAACAGAUAAUGAAAUUGCUAAAACAACGUUUGAACAUCCAAAAAAUAUUGAAGAGCAAUAUUAUCAGAUGCUAAUCAUUUGGAGAAACAAAUUUGGAAACGAGGCUUCCGUUAUUAAAUUAUUAGAUAGCCUAUGGAAUAUAGGACUGAGAAGGUCUCAUGAAAACAUAGUAAACCAUUUAAUAAGUAAGGAUAUUAUAACUAUACUAGAGGCCAAAAACUAAUGAGUAUACUAUUAUCAACAAAAAAAACCAAAACCAAAACAAUCUGUAAACUCUAUAGCUAAAUAAAUGGAGAUGUGCCUAUCUCACAGAGCUGGAAGGGACCCUGAAUGAUCAUCAAGUCCAGCCCCCUGCCUUCGCUAGCAGGACCAAGUACUGAUUUUGCCUCAGAUCCCUAAGUGAACUCCCAACCCUGGGUUUAGCAGGCCAAUGCUCAAAUCACUGAGCUAUCCCCCCCACCCCCCAUGUUUCUAUACACAACUUUACUUUAGUGCAUGGUGCCAAUUUUUUUUAUUGUUGAUUUAAGAAAACUUGAAAAUAUCAGCAUAAAAACUACUGGUAAAACAAAUAGAGAAAUGAGUUCAGAUAUCUUCACUGCAACUCAUGUCAUCUAGAAUAGCCGAGUCUCAAAUGUCUCUUGCAGGCUCUACUUGUCAUUAGUUAAACGUGACAAGGAUUCAAGUAGCUGUUCACUGAGAAUGUGUCCUGAGCUGUAAGACAUUAAAUAAAGUUGGGUACCCUUUUCAUGUUCAGUUGAGGAAAGAAUAUAAGUGUACGUUAAACUAUAUAAUAAACUUUGAACUCUGUUAUGUCUUGGGAAAUGAGAAGUGUAAGGGAACCUCACAGUAACUGGAUGGAGUGAUAUUUGUUGGUGUUGAAGGUUUUGAAGCAUAUUGGUAUUUUGUUAUCUGCACUGAUAAACAGGACCAAACAGAAUCUUAAGUUGUUUUUUUUAUAUGCAGUGAAGAAUGUACUUAUGAGAACACUGUAAUGUGAAGAGAUUCACAGAGUUUUAGGCCAGAAGUGAACAUUAAACCACCUAGUCUGAUCUCCUGUAUAACUCGGGUAAUUAAAUUUCACCCAGUUACCUUUGUAUUGAGCCCAUUAACUUGUGUUUGGCUAAAGCGUAUCUUCAAAAAACAAUCCAGUCUUGAAAUGAAGACAGCAGGAGAUGAAGAAUUCACCAUAUCCCUUGAUAAUUUGUUCCAAAGGCUAAUUGCGCUCACUGUUAGGAAUUUAUGCCUUAUUUCUAAUUUGAAUUUAUCUAGCUUUAGCUUCUAGACAUGAUUCAUCUAGUAGAGAAAGGCAAAAUAAGAAAGUACUUGGUAUUUUCUCCGCGUGAAGGUACUUGGAUACUGGAAUCAAGUAUCUCAUCUUUUUGAUAAGAAAGAGCUCUUCAAGUCUUCCACUGUAAAGCAUUUUCUCUAGCCCUUGAAUAUUUUUUGUGGCUCUUUUCUGUAACUUUUCCUAUUUUUCAACAUCCUUUUUAAAGUGUGCACAUGAGAACUACAUGCAGUAUUUUGCAGUCUCACCGGUGCUGUAUACAGAGGUAAAAUCACCUCUCUGCUCUACUCCCUAUCCUGUUUAUGCUUCCAAAGUUUACAGUGGUCCUUUGCCACAGCAUCACACAGGGAGAUUAUGUUCAGUUGUUUCUUUACUGUGGCCCUUAAAUCCUUUUCAUAGUAACUGAUUUCCAGGAGACCGUUCCCCAUUCUGUAGAUAUUGUCUGCAUUCCUUGUUCCUAGAUGUAGAAAUUUGGAUUUGCAAAGUGCAUUUUGUUAUAAUGGGCUCAGCUAACCAAUAAACAGUAAAAGCAAUAAAUACAUACAACAGUCUAUAAAUGUUUUUUAACAGUACAUUUAAAUGCUGUAUUUUUAUUGUCCAAUCUAAAUCUUAAAAUUAUGCAAAUAUAAUUUCUACUUCAAACCUGUUUAUGUACUUUAUAAUAUUUUGCUAUUAAAAGAU
Mauremys mutica (yellowpond turtle) is the source of this 3092-nucleotide messenger RNA. RefSeq names its product tumor necrosis factor receptor superfamily member 6-like. Gene Ontology annotation, molecular function: transmembrane signaling receptor activity; protein binding. Gene Ontology annotation, biological process: immune response; TRAIL-activated apoptotic signaling pathway; positive regulation of apoptotic process. The record is from RefSeq and is a predicted model, not a curated record. The transcript is spliced from 10 exons. The coding region runs from base 57 to 1349 and encodes 430 amino acids. Gene Ontology annotation, cellular component: cell surface; plasma membrane. NCBI's taxonomy places the organism in Eukaryota, Metazoa, Chordata, Testudines, Geoemydidae.